Portunus trituberculatus (swimming crab) is the source of this 4478-nucleotide messenger RNA. Its product is annotated as fukutin-like. The transcript is spliced from 9 exons. NCBI's taxonomy places the organism in Eukaryota, Metazoa, Arthropoda, Malacostraca, Decapoda, Portunidae. The coding region runs from base 415 to 1749 and encodes 444 amino acids. The record is from RefSeq and is a predicted model, not a curated record.
AAGCUGAGGGUACCAACACUAGCUUACACCAGGGCACGGGGAGACACCAUGGAAACUUGGGAGAAUCUUAGAGGGAAAUAUGAUGAGAUAUGUUGCAAGGGAGUACUGAAAUGCAGUGAAGUUAGAACAAGUAGAGAACAUUAACUGGAACUUUUCAAGCCAAGAUCCAGAUUAAAUGUAAGGAAACACACCUUUCCAUGUUGGGUAGUAAAUUCUUGGAACCUUUUGCCUAAGUGGGUAGUUUCAGCAACUUCCGUAAAGAAAUUUGAGGCAAAAUUAGACAAAUUCUGGGCAAAUCAAAAUUUAUAUUAUGAUUAUAAAGCACAUGAGAUCCACCACACACUACCAAGAUACGGAAAUGAAGAUCUGGAGCCACAGGCUCUUCCAGGAAGGCAACUGUAGGAACUCAACACGAUGUGGGGGAUACGCAAUCUCCGCAGGAAGGCCUUUGUGGUGGUGCUGGUGGUGGUGGGGCUGAUCCUGCUGGACCAGAUCUACCUACACGUGUGGCUGUCCUCCCCCUCCACCCAGUUCCAGCGGUCACUCCACCUGGAUGACGUGAGGCAGCUGCUGAGGGCCGGCCAGGACGCCUCUGUCACCACCAUCCUCUUUGACCCAGUGAUUCUUGAUGCCUGGAACCGUAACUCUCACGUAGAGGUUCCUGGUGUGUGUAUCUUCCUGUGUCAUGUGGUGGGUCCCCUCACCUUCGCCAUCACAGCUGCACAGCUCAGGGACAAGCCCAUGUUCCUGUCACGCCUCGCUCAGCUUGGCUUCACUGUCACCAUCUUUGAAAGCUCUGAGGGGCAUCGUUCUCACGUCUUCCUGAUGCGACAAGGCUCUCCGCUCCACCUUGUCGUACUCCACAUGAAGCCUACAGACAAUAUGAUGUCCGAUGGUUACCUGCGGCAGUACGCCCUGGAGGGACCACCGCAUAACGUGGCGCAGGUCAAGCAGUACAUCACCAAGGACUCCUGGAACCAGAUGAAGCUUGACAGAGCCUAUGAAAGGUUUAGCACAAAGGAUAGGAAGAUUGACGGGGUGGACCUCACAGUGCCGAGCCAUGUCGAUUCCUUCCUCACAGACCAUCGUAACUCACACUUCCUGCCGUGCAAUGAGUCGCGGGCCGGUUACUACAACCUCAAGUACCUCAAGAAUGAGUCCCCUGAGGAUACAAGAUUCAAGCACAAGGCAUGGAAGCUGAUAGGGAAGGCCAAAGUUCUCCUGGACCAGCUCAACAUUCCAUUUUGGCUUAGCAGUGGAACGUGUCUUGGGUUCUACCGACAGUGUGACAUCAUCGCCUGGAGCAAGGACGUUGACCUUGGCAUCUUCAUUGAAGAUUACAAGCCGGCCAUCAUCACAGAGUUUGAGAAGCGAGGACUCAAACUCAUAGCAAAGUUUGGCAAGGAGUCGGACAGCCUUGAGCUUUCCUUCAAGGAGGACGAGGUGAAGCUGGACUUGUUUUUCUUCUACACAGAAGGAGCAACAAUCUGGAAUGGAGGGACCCAAGCUAGGACUGGGAAGAAGUACAAGUAUGUCUUCCCAGCCUUCACACUGUGCUGGACUGAGUUUCUGGAGCUGAAGGUGCGAGUGCCGUGCCAGACUGAGGAGUAUAUUCGUGCCAACUAUGGGCCAGGCUGGUUCACUCCCAUCACCAGCUGGGACUGGAAGACCUCCCCGCCAAAUGCCAGGGAAAACGGAGUCUGGCCUGAGGCUGAACGCUCUGAGGUCAUUGUGCUGAAGGAUGUGUAGGUGUGUGGGUCAGCUGUGAUGAUCAGGUGGUCACACUGAGUACAGCAGGGCAGCUUUGACACACAGGUGUGUGGGUCAGCUGUGAUGAUCAGGUGGUCACACUGAGUACAGGGGGGCAACUUUGACACAUAGGUGUGUGGGUCAGGUGUGAUGAUCAAGAUGGUCACUGAUGCGUCUCUGAGCAUAGGGAGGCAACUUUUUAAAUACUCGAAGGUUGAGCGCUCCAAUUUUUUUUCUGGCCAAGGGCAACAAAAGAAAAACAGCCCUCUGAGGUUCCAGUCCCAAAACAAAGGUCAAAAGGAUCAUCCAAAAUUGGAGAAUAAGUGUCUUGUACUCGCUCUCUUGAAAGAGUUAAUGUUAUAGGAAGCAGGCAGGGAGUUCCAGAGUUCACCAGAAAAGGGGAUGAAUGACUGAGAAUUCUGGUGAUCUCUUGCAUUACAGAGAUGGGUCUGGUGUGCUGUGGCUCGUUGAGGAAGUGACACAAUGCACCUCUGAGAACAGUGAGGCAGCUUCCCUAAUGUUCAGAAGUGUGUCAUUUUGACCUUAGUGUAUGAUACACACAAGUUACUUGCACUCGUACUAAAUUCUUCACUCCAUCCCCCUUUUCCUACAAUUAGAAUAGUUGUGUGUGUGUUCUCAAAAAUCUCCAAUUGUUACAUUAAAAUGUUGGGUUUUUAACUCUAAUGUGCUGUGGACCACUCCUUUACUCCACUCUACCUCCUUUUGUUUUUCUUUUACUUUAUAGUAGUCAAGCUUAGCACAAAACCAAGUAUGCUGACUUAGUCAACUUGAAGCUAGUAAUAGCUCAUUACAAUGCCUGUUACACACCAGUAUUGUAUGUUAUCAUUGUAUAUAUUUUGACAGAUGAGUGUGAUCAUUUGUAAGGUUGUAAGAUAUGACACAAAGACUAUUGAUAAUUAAUAAAGUGUUCUACUUUGGGGACAAAAGAGACACGAGUGAAAUUGUGUUGUUACUCGGCUGGUGUGGGCAAGGCAGUGGCCACAGCAGGGAGGUGUGGAAGUGUUGGCAGGUCACACAGGGUGAGUCUGGCAGCCACUGUGGUGUUACAAAGCACCCUUAAUUGACAUUAUUCAUAAGCUUUACAUUUUGCUAGUCUGGUUCAUUUUAUUACUGUGAUAAACUGAUGGUUUGUCGAGGAUGAGAAAGACUUCAGAACUUUAGCAUUCUUGUGUACAGUAAAUGUGUAUUUGGUAUCUUUACCCAAAACAUACCAGACACAAGCCAGACACAGACACUCAACUGUCUUUACCUUGGCUGCCGUCACGAGAACAGUCUGUGUCUUACUGAAUGUUUUGUGUGAGCUUUUUAAAAAACACUUCUGAGUUGUGACUUUUCGCCAUCACUAUUAACAACACACCUUUGUGAUUGAAGAGUGUAUGUGAAUCUCAAGAUGCAUGCUGUACACUUCCAGUAUUUCCAUGACUUUUUAUUAAUUUUAUCUUUAGUAUUUUUGGUGUGCUUCCCCAUUUUCUACUUGCUUCAUAUGACAGAAUUUUCAAAAUGGCUGAGUCAACAUGUAUGAAGAGUGCUAUUCACGAGCCUUGCAGAGAGGUUGUCUAGUUGUUAUUCCUAGACCUUAGAGUGGAUGGCAUUUACUGUUAACAGAGGACUAUAUUCUGCAUAAGUCAAGACUCACAACCUGGAUUAAUGUGUGAAAUCAUACUAAUCAUUGUCAGCACUUAGAUCAAAACAUUCCACACAAAACUAACUGUACCUCAGGCCAACCAUAUAUUCACAGUACAUACAACUUGAGUAUUGCCUGCUUUCUACCACCAAUUUGCUGAAUGUAUCAUUUGAGCAACACAGAGACAGGAAUUUCACAGUAGUUUGGUCACUCAAGUCUCUAAUAUGUGUUUGCUACAUGAUAAUAAGAGUAAUAUUAAUCCAUGAGGUGAAACUUAGUGGUAACUGCUUAGUCUUUUACUGACAUAGGAAGAGUAAUCUGGUGAUGCAUGAAAUGUAGAAGUCCUGUGGGAAAGAUUUGGCUUAACUAGUUACUGUGACAAUCAGGUUACUAGCUAAUGCUAAUAAAAGUAUGACAAUUGUUAAGAGCAACCACAGAUAAUUUAAUUGAAUAAAAAUAUAACUACAAGUGCUAGAAGAUUUGAAAUUUUAGAACCACUUUUGUUGUCACUGGUGUCUUAAAAUUGAAGCUUUGAUUUGCACCAAACCAAGGCAGUGUUGUGAGGAUCAAGGAUCAGAAUGGCACUAAGGGACUAGGGAGGUUGAAAGUGAAGCUGCAUCUUAACUUACAUACUAUAUAUUCUAAAGGAUCCAGCCACAGAUUCCUACAAGUCCCUAAAGUUAGUGAGUUGUAAUUAUAGAAUCUCAUAAAUAGUUUGAAGGAACCAGGAACACAAAGGAGAGGAAAAAUUAGUAGCUACAUUCAGGUACAUUUUUGGCAUUUUACUAAAAAGAGCUGCAAAAAAAAAAAAAAAAAAAAUAUCUUGCAAACUGUUUGAAGGUACACAGUGGAGAGGAAAGAUAAGUACAUUUUUUUAGCACUUCAUUGAAAACCAAACCAAAAAAGUGUAGCACAGGUAGCACAGUGCCACCUGGUGUGGCAGCAUAGGUCAGCUCGUGCAGGUCUAGUCUUUGGAGUCGCUGGACGCUUCACUGAUGCGCUGGAGUGUACCAGCUGCUUAGGAGUCAUGUGUAGAUACUCAAACUGCUUGCCCUUUUCUUUUUUAAUAAAGUACAAAAUACAA